Polychytrium aggregatum is the source of this 1479-nucleotide messenger RNA. RefSeq lists its product as uncharacterized. The record is from RefSeq and is a predicted model, not a curated record. Bases 1 to 1479 code for a protein of 492 amino acids. The transcript is spliced from 8 exons. NCBI's taxonomy places the organism in Eukaryota, Fungi, Chytridiomycota, Chytridiomycetes, Polychytriales.
AUGAUCAACCCCGAGCCCUCUGCGCCCACGCCCGCUCCGGCCGAAUCCGAGAGUGCGAUCGUCGAAGCCGAUCCCACCGGCGCUGCCGGUCCGAUGGCGUUUCCGUUCGCGGUUGGAGAGAUCGUCUGGGCAAAAGUCAAGGGCUAUCCGUGGUGGCCUGGAAGGAUUGUGAGCGAAAGUGAUGUGACUGUCGACGUUCGACGAGCCAAGCCGCUCAACAAACAAUCUCAGAUUGUUCAUUUUUUCGUUUCGAAUGACUACUCAUGGCAGACUGCCGAUGCAAUCAAGCCUUUCAAAGACCACCGCUCCGAAUUCGAAAAAAAGUCAAAAACCAUCAAAUUCGUCAAGGCCGUUCAAGCGGCCCUGAAUCCGCCACCGAUGGUCAGCCGCAACGAUGACGAGUCUUCCCACGAAGACGAUGUCGAUCAGGAAAUCCUGGCAAAGUCCAAGUCCUCGCGAAAGGACACAACAAAGAAGCGGAGAGCCACCAUGGCUCACACCAAGAGCAAAGUUGACGACGAGGUCGAAGAGGAGGAGGAAAAGCAGUCCAGGAAGAAGCGUCGCGCAAGCGAUCCCGGCGUCGCCGCCAAGAAGGAAGCUAAGAAGAGGGCCAUGGAGUACACCGACGACGAGGCGGACGAGCCAGCCAAAAAGGUCAAGACCGCCGAGAAGGAGAACAACCACCACCGCCACGAGAGCGACGCAAAGAAGCCUGCCCAUGAGGAUGACCAGCACGAUUCUCACUCGGGAAACGAAUCGGAGACCAAGCACAAAUCAUCGCACCAUCACGACGACGACAAAAAGGAUAAGAAGAAGGGCGAUCGCAUCCAGAAGCUGAGAGCAAAGGCACAGCGUUUCCUCACAAAAGCUGACCGCCAGUCUGAAGAUUUCGAAAAGGCCGACAAGUGGAUGAAGGAAAUCGAAGAGUCGGAAAUGACCAUAGACAAGCUCAAGGAGAGCAAGAUUGGCAAGGUUAUGAAGAAAUUAUCGGCACUCCAGUUGGAAAGCGACGUUUACAAGCUCAUGGACCGAUUCAAGGAGCAACUGCAUCGGUGGAAGCUGCUCAUUCCAAGCGACGAGCAUCAUCACAACGGAGAUGCCACACCUGUGAUCGCAAUGGCUUCGGUCGAGCCCGUCGUCUCAACAGACAGUCACGAAGCUGCAACCGCCAAGUCCGAGCACGCUGAAGCAAACGGAUCGAUCCCCGCUGCCGAGGCGCCAGCGGCUGCCACCACGAGCCCCGAUGCCGAUGUCCCGGUCGAUACAGUGGCAACGAGCCUGGUAGAUUCCAGCGAGACGACGGCAAAGCCGAUCGCUGUGGCCAACUCGACAGACGACGCCGCCCCCGCCGAUCCUGCCGCCGUUGCGACGGCUGUCGCUACACCAGUCGAGGCGAUUGCCCCCUCUGAUUCUCACCCGAGCGCCGUCAAGGAAAGCACGAACGACGCUCCUGCCCCGCCUCUCGCUGCCGAGGUCUAG